AUGAAGACUAAAUACAGCUGCCUUAUUCCUCUUACUUGCUCUAGGGACAUCUUUACCUUUGAAAUCUACUUAAUGUCAGAACGCGUUUUUCUAUUUGGAGCUGAAACUGCAUAUUCACAAAGAAAAUGGACUUGGGCAAUAGCGAAGCAUUUUGUUCCUCCUGUGGCUGAAUGCCUAUUAGAGAGAGACUGUGACCUGAUUGGCCAGCUGUACUACAAAGAUUGCCAUAACCUGGAUCAGUGGAGAAAAGGCUGGUUUGCUAUAGAGAAGUCAAGCCUUUAUUUUUGUCUUGAAAUGGAUAAUGCUGAAGAAGAUUCCAUAUAUCUAAGGAGGUUGCAAGAACUAACAGUCAGUAGUGUGAUGCAAAAUGGAGAGAAAAUAGAUGUCCUGCUGCUCGUUGAAAAGGGAAGAACACUAUACAUCCAUGGCCAUACAAAACUGGAUUUCAUGGUCUGGUAUACUGCAAUUGAAAAAGCAGCAGCUACAGAUGGUAAUGCAUUACAAGAUCAGCAGCUCAGCAAAAAUGAUGUCCCUAUUAUAGUGAACAGCUGUAUAGCAUUUGUUACACAGUAUGGUUUAGGUAGCAAGCAGAUCUACCUUAAGAAUGGCAAUUCUUCCAAUGUGACUGAACUGCUGGAAAGCUUCAAAAAAGAUGCAAGGAGUGUUAAACUAAGAGCAGGAAAACAUCAGCUUGAAGACGUGACUGAUGUAUUGAAAAGUUUUCUUUCUCAAAUAGAUGAUGCACUUCUCACUAAAGAACUUUAUCCGUUCUGGAUCUCUGCAUUAGAUACGCAGAACGAGAAGGAGCGUGUGAGGAAGUACGGAGCUUUUAUUCGGACGCUUCCACCAGUCAAUAGGGCAACUUUGGCUGCUUUAAUUGAACAUCUUUACAGGGUGCAGAAGUGCUCUGAAAUCAAUCAUAUGAACCCUCAUAAUCUAGCCACGGUGUUUUCCUCAUGCUUAUUUCAAACUGAAGGCCAAACUAGUGAAGAAGUCAAUGUAAUUGAAGAUCUCAUUAAAAAUUAUGUUCAACUUUUUGAUAUAAAUGAAGACCAGGUCAAACAAAUGGAUAUAGAGAACAGCUUUAUUACCAGGUGGAAAGACACUCAGGUUUCCCAGGCUGGAGAUUUGCUUAUUGAAGUUUAUGUGGAAAGAAAGGAACCGGACUGUAGUAUUAUAAUCAGGGUAUCACCUUUGAUGGAAGCAGAGGAAUUAACUAACGAUGUUUUAGGAAUCAAAAACAUUAUUCCCAACAAAGAUGAUAUCUGGGCUGCUUUUGAAGUACUUGAAAAUGGAGAACUAGAACGUCCUCUGCAUUAUACAGAGAAUGUACUAGAACAAGUUCUUCAGUGGAGUUCAUUACCAGAUCCUGGCACUGCAUAUCUGAUAAUAAAGAGAUUUGUAACAGCAGACAUGAUAAAAAUCUACAGUGAGAAAAAUGAGAAAGGUAUUGUGAAAGCAGGCAGUCUGAAGUACAAAGAAGAACCAUCAAAACUACUGUCCGGAAACAAAUUUCAGGAACGUCAUUUCGUGUUACGGGAAAGAAACUUUCUUCUUUAUAAGGAUAUGAAGGCUAGCAAACCUGAAAAAGUGUUGCCUGUCAAUUCCCUGAAGCUUUAUCUUGGAGUGAAAAAGAAAAUGAAGCCACCAACAAACUGGGGACUUGCACUAUUUUCUGAAAAGUACCAGUGGUAUUUAUGUUGUGAUGGACAAGAUGCACAGAUGGAGUGGAUGAUCAGCAUUUUUACUGCACAGCAUGCAGAUAUAUGGCCACCUGCUGGAAAAGCAAGAAAACAGUCUAUCACUAAAAGUCCAAAGAUCGGAGGCUUAGCGCUAAUUCCCAUUCAUCAGGAGAACACUUGUAAAAUCAAAGGGAGUAUGGAAAACAUAGAAGUGCAACCUGGGAAUCCAAAAUGUGGUGACCAUCAUGAAAAUUACUUUCUGGAAGAAAGAAAAAACUUGAAAGAAAAAGCAUCUAUUGUGGCACAGUGUUUGGAACGUAAGGAGGAGAAAGUGCGAAAUCAUACAAAAGCACAUCGGAGCUUGAUCUCUGCUGAGGAUGUAGGUGCAGGAAUGACUGACCCACACCAAAGACCACAGAAGGCACUGAGGAAAAAUAAGAACAAACCAAACAAAACUACUUUGGAAUUAGAUAAAAAAUUGCCAUCAAAUGUGAUUCAGGAGCUCAAUACAGUGCUGCAGAAGAACAGAGCACUUAAUGAUGAAAGCUCCAGCUGA
Molecule: messenger RNA, 2238 nt
Organism: Merops nubicus (carmine bee-eater)
Lineage: Eukaryota; Metazoa; Chordata; Aves; Coraciiformes; Meropidae
Gene: ARAP2
Product: ArfGAP with RhoGAP domain, ankyrin repeat and PH domain 2
Exons: 17
Coding region: 1-2238 (745 amino acids)
Biological process (GO): signal transduction; positive regulation of GTPase activity
Molecular function (GO): GTPase activator activity; phosphatidylinositol-3,4,5-trisphosphate binding
Source: RefSeq, a predicted model, not a curated record